AGUAGCAGUGGUGGCGGCCAGCGGUUCGGUUGGAUACGCCGGUUACUUAACGUGUUGCGGUAGAAAGUCGACGAUACUCGACGACACUAGAUCGACCGAGUUGGACCGUACGGUACCUAAUCACCGCCUUCGGGAAUUGCUGCGAGCAACCACCGUCGCGGGAUCCUCCGCUCUCUCGCGAGCGAUUUCUGCGCACCGCUCCGAUCUAUGGAUCUCACGGGCCGCGCGAUCGAUGGAGACAACAAUCCCGUAACGUUAUUGAUCGUCGAUCCGAUCGUGGGAAACGAGUAUGGCAGCGACGAGCAACAUCUGAUCGAUUGACAGAGUAUAGUGUGCAUAGAACAGUUAUUUUUCUUUUCUUUUUUUUUCCUUUUUUUUUGCUCUUACAAUUAGAGUGUCUCUUCGAAAGUGAGGAUGGAGUGCCUCAUCGAACUCUUCCUCUUUUGCGGAGUGGUCUGCUACUUCUUUAAUCUUAGACCUAAUAAAAUGGUAGACGUGUUAUCGACACGUCUGCAGGAGGUAUAUGCCAAAUGGGAAACCAGGACGCAAGUAACGCGAAAUGCGGAACCGACGACCACACCAUUUUCGCUGGAUGGUCUUCGACGAGCCGGCUUGCAGUUGCAUCGAAGGAAGAUUCAGGACCGGGAACAGUCGCGUAAGAUACGAGAGAGCUCAUUGUACAGCAUCAAAGAAACUGAACCGCUGAUGCCUUCGAUCAAACACAAGUCUUCAUUCCUGCAUUACUGUUGUAACACCUGUACGCCCGCUUCCAGGGAUACAUUAGUAAAAUCUGUGCUCAAGCAGCAGCAGCAACCAUAUGGUGUGAAUAUACUGACACAAAAACCAGAUUCUCGAACGCUUUUCUCGAAAGUAUUUACUCAUCUAUAUCUUGUAUUAGGCUUCAAGAAUCAUGAUUAUCCAAGGGUUACAGAAACAGUUCUGAACGAUGAAAAAUUAAAAGAGGCUAUCAAAUUAACCGCAUUAGAAACAGCUAAUCAUGAGGGUUGCAGCGAGGAGAAAGCGUUCGCAAAGGCAGAAGCCAGGGCUAGGAGCAUACUCCUGCAAAUGGAGAGCACUUGUAGCAACGCUUUUAUUAAAAUAGCCACGUGGGUGUUGUACAAAUUGUUGCCUUGUUUCAUACAAUCCAUCGUCGUUAUACCCUCUCAACUGGAGAUGCUGAAGCAGGCGAGUAAUACCGGUUUGCCACUCGUAAUGCUGCCCCUGCACCGCAGUCACUUAGAUUACAUAAUGGUCGACUUCCAAAUGAUUGUGAAUGAUAUAAGGGGUCCAUUGAUCGCGGCGGGGGAUAAUUUGAAGAUGCCAUUUUUCGGAUGGCUUUUGAAAAAUCUGGGCGCUUUUUACAUCAAACGUCGUAUCGAUCCGGUAACAGGACGCAAGGAUCUUCUUUAUCGUGCAACUCUUCAAACGUACAUUAUGGAGAAUCUUCGUGCUGGACACAACAUGGAAUGUUUCAUAGAAGGUGGCCGCACAAGAACCGGUAAACCUUGCAUGCCAAAGAGUGGUAUCCUGAGCGUCAUCGUCGACGCAUACAUGGAUGGCACCAUUGAGGAUGCAUUUCUAGUACCUGUAGCGAUUAAUUACGAACGAUUGGUAGACGGAAAUUUUGUUAGAGAACAGUUAGGGCAAUCAAAAAAAAUGGAGACUUUCACGUCAACGAUUAAAGCUAUGUGGUCAACAUUAAGGGGCCGUUAUGGUAUCGUCAAAAUCGAUUUCUGUCAACCGUUUUCCCUCAGGGAAAUGGUAAAGGCUUUUCAAGCUCAGCAAAAUAAAUUGGCUCUAAAAACUUCAGAAGGAUAUUUAAAAUAUACUAUGUCGAAUUCAUCUCUUUACGGUACAGAUGUAGUUGUGGAGGAACAUCGACAAAUGGUAGAUAGCAUCGCCCGACACAUCGUGUAUGAUUCGUCAACAUCUAUGCCGAUUAUGUCAACGAAUGUUGUUGCAUUUUUAUUAUUAAAUAAGUUCAGAGACGGUUGUACGUUAGACAAACUGGUCGAAGCGUUCGAUUCGAUAAGACAAGAGUUGGAAUUUAGUGAAAAGAACAUAGCGUUUUGCGGGGAGAGUGUUGAUAUCAUUAAUCAUGCGCUGGAUAUCUUAGGACCCGGCCUGGUAAUGCAACAGCGACAAGAAAUUACCGAAGCCAUUGAGGGCAGUCAAUCCUAUAAAUCAAACGUCGUCACAGCGAUCCGUCCCAUAUCAAUUCUACCAAAUGUGAUCGAAUUAUCAUACUAUAGCAACACUAUGCUGCUAUAUUAUAUUAUGGACAGUAUAGUAGUAACAGCUUUGUAUGCUGAAUUGCAGUCUCAGAUCAACGAUCCAAUCGCGAUCGCUGAGAACAAUAUUAUAGUGUUGCAAAACAAUCUGCUCGAGCGGGCGCUCAAGUUAUGCGACAUUCUUAGGUACGAGUUUAUUUUCUGCAGGCCCUGCCAAGAAUUGAGAGAUGUAGUUCUUGAAACAAUACAGAAUAUCUCGCACAAAGGCAUUAUUACCCAGAAAGAGGAAGCUUAUCUAGAGAAUGAACUUUGGAGCAAAAGAUACGCUCAAAAUUUUGAUGACAGUUCAGACGAAGAAUACUCGAGAGAACGGAAAAUCCAGAAGAUUGAAUAUAAACUGAGUUUAAGACCGGAACAUUCUAGUCGCAUGGAAUUUUUACAUACAAUGUUACGUCCGUUAAUUGACACGUACACAUGCAGUGCUUUUAAUUUGAGGAAAUUAGUCGAUCGGUCGGUCAAUGAACGAGAGUUAGUUCAAGAAGUAUUGAACGAAAUCAAAACCAAAGUGGACGGAGGUAUAAUUAGUUAUGGAGAGAGUUUAUGCGUCGAUCCGAUAAAGAACUCCUUUAGACUGUUUGAAAAAUGGAAUGUCCUGACGUGUCAUAUGCAAGAGAACAUUAAAAUUUUUUACUUGAAAGAGGAUUACGAUACGGAUGCGGCAACGAAAAAUGUGUACGAUACUAUAGCUGCUUUUAAGUGGGUCAGAAAUAUAGACUAAAAUAUGGUGAUAUUUCCUACUUCAAUUAAAAAGAGUCUUUGAAUCACAUUAUUUUUUAUAUCUUUUAUAAAAAAAUCUCAUUAAUUAUACACACAUAAACUUUGAUGUCCAACAAUUUUUUUUCUUGCGAACAUUGUCGGACAUGCAACUACAUAUAACUAUAUAGAUUUGUUUGCAUUGCUUGAAAUCUCCCCUAAAUUUUUGAACAAGAUAUAGUGUAAACAUAUAUUUAGAUUUAAAGAAAGAAGUCGAAGAUUUUAAGUGCAAAAAGUACAAGCAAUGCGAACAAACCUUAUACAUAUAGUAUUGUAGUAUGUGUACUACAAUAUACAUGUAAGUAUGUGCAACUUGUAUAUAACUUCUUUUAUCGGAAAAAGAUAAAAAGAGAUAUGAUAUGGUAUAUCACUUGUGAAUGUUCUUAAAAAUAUACGUUGUGUGAUACAUUCACAAUGAAAUACUUAAAAAUCCUGUUUCACGAUGUAGAACUGUACAGAUGCAAAAUUAUAUCAUAGCUCUAAGUUGGUUGU
Molecule: messenger RNA, 3536 nt
Organism: Trachymyrmex cornetzi
Lineage: Eukaryota; Metazoa; Arthropoda; Insecta; Hymenoptera; Formicidae
Gene: mino
Product: glycerol-3-phosphate acyltransferase mino
Exons: 13
Coding region: 415-3009 (864 amino acids)
Biological process (GO): fatty acid metabolic process; phospholipid biosynthetic process; triglyceride biosynthetic process
Cellular component (GO): mitochondrial membrane
Molecular function (GO): glycerol-3-phosphate O-acyltransferase activity
Source: RefSeq, a predicted model, not a curated record